CUACAUGCUCCGAAUAACUUGUUUGUUGCUGUUGCAUCGCGGUAGCAAGAGGAGUAUUAUGACUCUGUGACGUCAUAAAUAAUACUGCUUUAGCAUUAUAUUAUUUCUUAAAUUAACAGUUUAACUAGCAGUAAAUUGUUGCUUUUAAGCUACAGUUAUAAUAAAAUGAGAACAUUUGUCUGCUAAUUAUAUGAACUAAACGCGUACAGUGUAAAGGUAUAGUACGCGCCAAUAUGGCACGUGGUAGAUGUACCUCUACAUGUCCUUGGUGUUAAUGCUGACUAUGGGGAAGAAUUUGUGUCUGAAAUUAUUGAUUUUGACAUUAAGAAGAUACUUUAUUCCUGUUCAGAGGAUAGUUACACAAGUUAAAUCGUUUCACACUUCAAAAGCAUUAGAGUCUGACCUAUUUCAUUAGGAUCAGUAUUUACUAUGUUUAUUCUAGGAUGGCAGAAACACAGGCAGCCAUAGGAAAUUCUUUGUCAGGGAAUCAAGAAAAUACAGAAGUAGUGGUGAAAAAAGAAAAACAAGAUGAUUCUUUCAAGUCUCAGAAUGACGGCAAGGACAAAAAAACUUUUGGACACCAUAAUUUAUCUUUACCACCAUCUUAUCUACCUAUUUCAAACACCUCUCAAAAUAACAUUGAGCAACAGCUAAAGUCUGCAAACAGUGUUCGUGUACAAAACCAAGUGCAACUAGAGAGCAAAGAACCUGUUGCACCUCCCUUAGAUAUUUGUAGCAUUCAGGGAGUUUUUGGGUGGACAACAAUUGGGGGUGUUCAUCUACCCUUCCUUUUACGAGGAGAAGAGAAAUUCAUUGCCGUAAGAAUGGUUGAAGCAAAAGUAGUGAGCAAAUAUUCUAGAGUUUUGCCAUGGGUAGUUUUUACCUGUACAAAUAUUAAAAGUUAUUUCAUAACUGAAAAUGAGGCCAGACUUCUUAAUGAAAUAAAUGGAUUUCAUUGUGCUUUUCAAUUUGGACAAAAGACGUUCACAUCUAAAGAUGUUGUUGUUUGUUUAUCAGAAAUACUAUGUUUUCACGAGUUUCUUGAGACUUGUCGCAGCAAGUUAUUUCCUGUUUCUGGUGAUAGGCUUUUGGCUAAGAAAUGUGGUUUGAUAAUGAUGAAUAACAUUGUUUUACCCUACAUUGAGAAAAAUGGAUCAAAGUAUGUGCCAUUUACUAUGCUACCAAAUGGUGUACUAGCUGAUGCAUCUCGAAAUGUAAAUGACUGGGACCUAGCCUAUCUUUGCUUUUUGUGUCAUGUUGCUCAGCUUAACAAGACCAAGUUAAAGAAAGGGACCUACUUAGUCAGUGUGGAUAAAUUAUUUUUUUCAUCUGGUCAGGUACCAGUAAUGCAAGAAUGGUGGCCAAAAACACCCUUACUUCAUGUAAACAAUGGACAAAGUCAAGUAUCUGGCCACAUAUCUCCUUUACCUUCCCCUGAUAGUAUUCAAAGAAUUUGGAAUGUGUCUGUAUUUCCAGAUCAGGUUGCUAGACAAACAAUAAACACAUACACAGAUCAAAAUGAAAUUCAACAUUUGCAAGCACAGACAUCUAAUAGCACAAAAGAUGGUUUAGAAGAAAAUAGACAUUUAUCCCCCUUUUACAUUGGUCAUCAUAAUGCACCAAUGAGACCUACAACUUCUCCAAAAGUGAAUGGGGCAGUACAUGAUGGCUACCAGGUUGUUGACAAUAGAGGACAACCAAUUCCAACUACAACUGUUUUGAGAGGACAUAUGCCAGCAUUACCAGCAAGUGGUUAUCUUGUUCCUUCCCCAGGAAGCUUGAUGAGUCACUUAGAUUCUCCUUCUUUAUCGAGUACUUCAACAAAUCAUGAAAGAUUAGUAUUUCCACCUCUAAGCACUUCAUCAGGUAAUUACCCGGUGAGCAGUUCACACAUGUUGUUGAACCUGCAUAAUCAUCAUUUAGGAGAUCAUCAAGUUUUCUCCUCACAGCAAGUUACUCCAAAUCUCCUUCAGCAGAAUAUGUUUGGAAACAUAGCAAAAGGAACUAAUCAUUCUCCAGUAUUUCAACAGAGACAACAAGACACUUUGCCAGAACCACCUCCUUUAAUUCUUGAUGUAAAUUGCCAAUUAAAUGGUGAAGGUAAUUCCUUAAGGGGAAGUCAUUCAGUUAGAAAUGCAAGUGUACCAAACAGUGCUUUAAGACAUGCACUUCAGACUUCUCCACUUUCUUCAGUUUCAGAAGCAACCAACAUGUUACUCUCCAAUAUUAGAGAAGGAGAAACAAUGAACAGUCUUCCAGAAGCAGAAGCAAAGACUCUAAGGAGUCCCACUUUGUUUGGAUCAAACAUGCCUCCACCACAUUACCCAACUCCUCCACAGUCUACACCAGCACAUCCAGGUAUUUCAUCCCCACUGCCUCUUGCACAUCAUCUUAAUAGAGCAACAACAGGAAAUGCAGCAGGACUGGUAAUUGACCUAUGCAGCCCUCCCCCUUCACCAAUAACUAGAGGAAUAUCAGCUAAUCAUACAAAUGGAUCAUUAGCAUCAGAAUCUUGUGGAAUAUCUCUUGAUACAGACAUACUACAAUCAACGCAGCCUACUGAUAUUUCACCUUUUUCAUAUCAAGAAGCUUUUCUAGAAGGAAGGAAACUGCCAGCUGUGAACUUAGAUAUUUAUCAAAAUGAUAAAAAUCUAGCAACAAGUGUAUCUGAAAUGGUACACCAACUAUUUCCAAGUCUCUCAGCAAUAUCAUGUCAGUUUGUGCUUCAAAAUGUUCUUGGAGUCACAUUGUAUGAGUACAAUAGACUGCAGAAAGAUCUAAUGCUGAAACAUCAGGUGGAUAUUCCUUCUGAUGACAAGUUGGUAACCAUUAAGGAUUUGGAAUCCUAUAUGCCUCAGCUGAAGUACAUGUUUGAAAGGGGAGGGCAACCAACUUCUGAACCAUCCAAGCAUGAGGAUGCUCCUCCUGCCAAGCAUCACUGUUUUGAUAAUACAAUAAAAAGCUAGCUAGGAGAACUGUGUAAAUAGUUGUACAUAUAUAAAUGUAUAUAUACAUAUAUAUUUGUCUGUGUAUAUGUUGCCAGUCGCAUGUACGGUUGUUAAGUGGGUUUUAAUAUAAACCUUACUAUCGUGGUAGAUAGUGCUACUGCAUUGAAAAUUAUUAAAAUAAACAUGGUUAUAUUAUUUAAAAACACAUUAAUAACAACAGAAAAUAGCACGUUAAAAUAACAGAUAAAGAAAUAAACUACACUGCAAAAUAUUAAUAAUGAAUGAAAAAUGUGUUACUGUUGUAAAGAAAUGAGAGAAAGAAAUAAACAGUUAAGUUUUAUUUA
Molecule: messenger RNA, 3292 nt
Organism: Limulus polyphemus (Atlantic horseshoe crab)
Lineage: Eukaryota; Metazoa; Arthropoda; Merostomata; Xiphosura; Limulidae
Exons: 3
Coding region: 444-2966 (840 amino acids)
Source: RefSeq, a predicted model, not a curated record